Molecule: messenger RNA, 468 nt
Organism: Chionomys nivalis (European snow vole)
Lineage: Eukaryota; Metazoa; Chordata; Mammalia; Rodentia; Cricetidae
Product: cation channel sperm-associated protein subunit epsilon-like protein
Exons: 6
Coding region: 1-468 (155 amino acids)
Biological process (GO): sperm capacitation; flagellated sperm motility
Cellular component (GO): CatSper complex; sperm principal piece
Source: RefSeq, a predicted model, not a curated record
AUGUCGGUCGGAGCAGUGGCGGUGCUGCUGUGGUGGUUGAGCUGCUGCGGCUUGGCAGUGUGGAGAUAUGCCAUCAAUGGCUCGGACUAUUCCAUUCUUAGUACCAGGAAUUCUAUUGAGCUAGAGUUUGAAGGAACAUCUUUUUCAUCAUGGAGCAUACCAGAGAAUUGUAAAGUUCAAAAUCCAAACUCUCCCACAACACUAUUACAUUGUGCUACACCUGGCGUUCAUACCAUAAAACCAAAUGUCGGAGGCCAAACCCAGGAAGAGGAACGCUAUUUGAUUGUGGGUGACUCUCAUGUUUGCUUCUUGUGGUAUUUUAAAAUUAUGUUUUGGAAGUCCCUGCGGCCAGGCUGUGCUGCUGCUGCUGCUGCUGCUGCUGCUGGGCCUUCCACUCCUCCCGGGUGGGGCCGCCCAGCCAUGCCACCACUGCUCACCCUUCUGCUCCUCCCUGGCAGGGCCACCUGA